This is a messenger RNA of Drosophila sulfurigaster albostrigata, 3723 nucleotides long. RefSeq names its product F-box and leucine-rich repeat protein 13. Gene Ontology annotation, biological process: SCF-dependent proteasomal ubiquitin-dependent protein catabolic process. Gene Ontology annotation, cellular component: SCF ubiquitin ligase complex. Bases 176 to 2212 code for a protein of 678 amino acids. NCBI's taxonomy places the organism in Eukaryota, Metazoa, Arthropoda, Insecta, Diptera, Drosophilidae. The transcript has 3 exons. Gene Ontology annotation, molecular function: protein binding. The record is from RefSeq and is a predicted model, not a curated record.
AGUUGGUAUUUUUUUUUUUUGGAUAAAAUUAUAAAUAAUUCCUUAACGGUUACGGUAAUUUAUGAAUUGAAAAAUACGGCCGCACUGAUAUUAAUAGUUUACUUAACAAGUUAGUGGCAAGUAGUUUGUUGGGUGCUGCAUUCUAAAUAAGGACUUAAAUUUUUGAUUCAAAACAAUGUUAUCCUUGGAUUAUUGCCUCCACAGCUAUGGUGAACUGCCGCUAGAGAUUGUCUUACACAUAUACAAAUACUUGGGCUAUACAGAUCUAUUGGCAGCUGGCGCCACCUGUCACCGAUGGCGGAAUGCUUUGUAUCAAACAGAGUUUAUCGCACGCACUCGAGUUCGAUUCACCAAAGUUGUGUUGUCGGAUCAGCAUAGUCCUGCCGAGGAUCUGUUGAAAUGCGAACGACAAUUUCGUCACUUUCUGUUCGAGGAUGUGACGCUGGGACAGGUGCACAAAUUGAUGACUUUUAUUGGACGGUCUGCGCAUUCACUAAACCUGGACAAUGUGGACUUGAAUGACAAGCAAUUCUAUGGGCUGCUUCGGCUGCUGCCGCAUCUGGAAUCCCUGUCGGUGAUUCGUUGUUUGCCCUUAUUCAUGUCUGCCACAUUUUUGGACUCGAACUCUUGCGAUUUGGCAGCAAUCUCCUCACAUUUGGCCAGCAUCAGGGAGCUGACCAUAUCACAAAAUCGUUAUCUCACAGAUGCGUUACUAGUGCGCCUGACAGCGAUGAUGCCCAAUCUGCAGCUUCUAAAUAUGUCUGGCUGCCAGAUCUCAUUUCACAAUGCAAUCCAUCGACGUUUCUAUCCCAACGAACCGAGUGCACCGAGUGAAUCGGUGUUAACCUUUAAGUACAUAUUAUCUGUGCUCGUCCAGCAACGCAAGACGCUGCGCACUCUGGACUUUAGUCACACAAUCAUUGGACAUUCGUUGGCAGCUUUGUGUGACCUCAGCAGACCGGAUGAAAAUGGUGAACCUGGAUUGCAAUUGCAACGUUUGUAUUUGGCAGGUUGCAGGCAACUGAACGCUGCUACAAUGAAAGAGUUUCUCCACACGCAAUCACAAUUGAGUGUGCUGGAUCUGUCGGGAACUGUGUGCCUCAAUGAUGACUGCAUGGCGGCUAUAGUCCAGGCGAAUCCUCUUCUCAAGGAUUUAAAGAUUAAUGCUUGUGCUGGCCUUACCAAUGUGGGCGCAGCGCAUUUGCGCCACUUGCAACGUUUGCAGCGCUUGGACAUUUCCAAUUGUGAUGGCAUCAAUAGUGGGGGCAUUGUGGAGGGCAUUGCAAGUGAGGAGAACAGUGUGCUCUUGGAGCUAAAUGUCUCCUAUCUGACCAUCUGUGAGGAAGCUAUCAAAGCGAUAGCCAGAAACCUACACGAGUUGCGUUGUCUGCACUUGAAUCAUUGUGUCAAUGGAGUUACCGACGAAGUGUUGCAGCUCAUAAUCAGUCAACUACGUUGGUUACGCGAACUAUCAUUAGAAAGCUGCUGCAGAUUAACUGAUGCUGCCUUGACUGGCAUUAAUUUGUCCAAGCUGGAGCUGAAUAGAACGUCUUCCAAUGGUGACAUUUACCCACCGCCAGACAGCUUCUCCGGCUCAUUACAGUCGAUUAAAAUUUCGUUGCGCAGCAAGGCAGAAGAGGAAAUUGUGAGGGACGCCAAACGCAAGCAGGCUAUGAUUGCGGCAUAUGAGAUGAAUCUCAUUAAUGACGAAGACUUUGAGGGCCAUAACAUUCAAGCGUUGCGCGGUCUGCGAACCCUAAACUUGCGAGGCUGUAAUAAGAUAAGUGAUGUCUCGCUAAAGUACGGCCUCAAGCACAUUGAGUUGAAUAAGCUACUGCUCUCCAACUGCCAACAGAUAUCGCUAUUGGGCAUGGAAGCUCUGGUCAAUAAUUGUCCAUCCAUUGAGAUGCUUGACUUGUCCGAUUGCUACAACAUUAACGAUCAAGGCAUUAGGAUUAUCACAGAGAAGUUGCAACGCCUGCGUUCCUUGGACAUUAGUGGUUGCAGCCAACUCACUGAUCACAGCAUUGAUGCCAUCAUUGUGAAUUGUCAGUGUCUGCAAACAUUGUCCAUCUAUCGAUGUCGUCGCAUGUACACGGACAUUGAGGACCGCCUUUCCGGACUGCAGACAUUGCGCAACGUUUAUAUGGACAACAUUAAUAGCAUUGAGAAUGCCGAGAUCUUUCGCUUGAAGAAACGACUCGAUUGCUGAUAUUUUGCGGCAUUUUUCAUUGUAUUUGUGCUUUAUUAUUUUCAAUUGUACAAUUUUCGCUAGUCAAAAUUUAUUCUCCGACAUACGUUGCUUUUGCCGUUGUCUGGUUCAGUAUAAUAUAUAUACUACAUAUUAUUAUAUAGCGCACACAUUUGAAUUAUAGAUGCUAUCCCAUCAAUGUCCAACAAUUGACAUAUUUUAUAAGCUAAAUAAAAUUUACUUAGUAGCUGUGAUUUUUGCAAAAACAAAAAAAGAUAAUGCAACUUAAAAAAAAAAAUUAAAAGCUUUACUCGGCGUGUCGAAGAUAAAAAUUCCUGCAGAGGGAAAACAAUUUAAUAAUAACAACAAAUGUAAAGUAGGUACAAUAUCUAACAAUCUGUUUAUUAAUUGACAUUCAUUUUGUAUCUUUUCUUCCAAGGAAUCAAAGCUCAUUUAAUGUAAGUCAAGUGUUAGCAAAUAUUACACUAAUGUGCAGUUUGUAAAGUAGCAUUAAAAGUCAAUAAGGUAUAGUCAUUAUUAUCGAAACAGAUAAAUGUGUAAUUCCCUCUGCUAGGUAUAAACUCAAUGUUGUGUGACUUGUGUUAUAUUUUUGUAAUGUUAAUAUUUAUUUUUAUUUGUGUUAUUCAUGUGUCUUUAAUCAAAUAAAUAAAGAAGACUGUUCCGUUUGCCUUCGGUAAAAAUGAAUCGAUUUAUUUAGAGUUUGAGUUAAGAACAUUGUUUAUCUAUUUUGUUUCACAUUUUGUGUAUACAUUCUAGAAUCGUCAUCAUCAUUAUUGGAAAAGGUCCAUCAUAUACAUAUAUGUAUGUAAAAUAGAUUGUGUUCACUUAAAUGUAAUGUAUUUAUUUAUUAUAGACUAGGAGAAUAAUUCAAACAAGUAUCAUCAUAUCGAUAUUCAACCAUAUAUAAACUGCGUCCAUUGGCAUUCGUUUUAAAGUAGUUGUUGCCUGGCUUACAAAUAAAAAGAAUUGAAUAAAAUCAACUAUCCUCCGCCACCGCCACCUGAGAGCUCAUCCUCGUAUUGCUUGCGGAAGCAGUCUCCCACCGGGAAGAAGUCCCAGCUACGUUGUUGGUACAUGUUCCAAACGUAUGUUUCCUGACCUGUGUACUCCGUGUCUGGUUUAUUAAUCAAAUGCAUCAGGAAGAACAUGUAAUUGGCGAGAUUGUGCUCCUUCUGGACGUGCGUAUCAAAGCCAUGCGGUACUAUAUCAAAGAAGUCUUUUCCCAUGCCACAUAUGAAGCAAUUAGACUCCAUGUUGUCCUUGACCGAUUCCAAUUGAUCACGCAGCUCACCAAAGGCGUCAAUGAUCAAACCCUGGAUGAUAGCCAGCAGGAUGACAAUGACGAAGAAGAAGAAAGUGAUGUCGAAGAUGAUGCGGUAGACCUCAUAGUCAUCGCCAUCUGGAUCGCCAAUCUCAUCACCAAUACCACCGCCCGCUCUCACACCCUUAUACAAGUGGAAGACAAAGCACGUCAACAUGUCGUGGCAUUUCUUGUCCACCUCCUCGUCCUC